CCUUGGGUCCCGAGUGCACCAGUACUUCCGAGGAGUGCAGCACAGACCUGGCAGGCCACUGCCUGAGCCUGAACCCCGCGACCCUGAGGCUUCCAACAGCGCAGCCCCUCCCGCUGCCUGGUGCCUCUUGGUCAGAGCUGAACCGGACUUGGCUGGGACCUCCGGGGAGUCUGUUUGUGCCCGCACCAGGCCAAUCUUCUUUAAGUGCCUUUAGUCUCUGAUUUUCUCGUAAAGUACAAGCUGACUCCAGAGGUUUUCGAUGCCCUCGGGGGCGGGGAGCGCGUGGACUCAAGUCUGCAGCAGCUGGCGAGAUCCGACCUGCGGCGGGGUGGCCCGGGGAGGUGCGAGUUCAGGGCCCGGCCUGGAGGCUGACAGGGAGCCCCGCGCGGCACCGCGGGAGCCGGGCCGAUUCUGGUACAAGGAGGACGAGGGCCGUGGGGAGCGGGGCACACAGCGCCCGACCGGGCCCACCGGGCUAGGCUCCCGUGGGCCGCUUUAAGGCGCAGGCCUGAGGCCGUUGGGGGCGUGGUUCAGAGCCCCGCCCCCGUGCCGCGCGGGCGCAUAGGCUGUGCGGGGCGCGGGCGCGUGGCUGCUCUUUGAACCGGCGCGGGCGCUGUAGCUGGGCCGGGGUCUUCCAGGGGUCUUCCAGGGUCCUUCGGGCCAUGGCGGCCGAGGCGCGAGUGUCGCGCUGGUACUUCGGAGGCCUGGCCUCCUGCGGGGCCGCCUGCUGCACGCACCCACUGGACCUGCUCAAGGUGCACCUACAGACCCAGCAGGAGGUGCGGCUCCGCAUGACAGGCAUGGCGCUGCGGGUGGUACGCUCAGACGGCAUCCUGGCGCUCUACAAUGGCCUGAGUGCCUCGCUGUGCAGACAGAUGACCUACUCCCUGACUCGGUUUGCCAUCUAUGAGACUGUGCGGGACGGCAUAGCCAAGGGCAGCGAGGGGCCUCUCCCCUUCCACACCAAGGUGUUGCUGGGCUCUGUCAGCGGUUUAACUGGAGGCUUCGUGGGGACUCCUGCGGACUUGGUCAACGUCAGGAUGCAGAACGACAUGAAGCUGCCCCAGGGUCAGCGGCGCAACUACGCCCAUGCCCUGGAUGGACUGUACCGAGUGGCUCGAGAAGAGGGUCUGAAGAAGCUGUUCUCGGGCGCCACCAUGGCAUCUAGCCGUGGGGCAUUGGUCACCGUGGGCCAGCUGUCCUGCUAUGACCAGGCUAAACAGCUGGUCCUCAGCACCGGAUACCUAUCUGACAACAUUUUCACUCACUUUGUCGCCAGCUUCAUUGCGGGAGGAUGUGCCACGUUCCUGUGCCAGCCCCUGGACGUGCUGAAAACUCGCCUUAUGAACGCCAAGGGGGAGUAUCAGGGUGUUUUCCACUGUGCAGUGGAGACAGCAAAGCUUGGGCCACUGGCUUUCUACAAGGGCCUCUUUCCUGCUGGCAUCCGUCUCAUCCCUCACACUGUGCUCACCUUCGUGUUUCUGGAGCAGCUCCGCAAACACUUUGGCAUCAGAGUGCCUUCCUGACUGGGACAUGGGUACAGGCUGGGCCACCAGGGCCAGAUUCUUCCAAAAGGUCCCAGGGUGGGCACCGGAGCCUCACACCUGCUCCUGGAGUCCUGGCCCCUCCUUCCUGGCCCCGCCCUACUCACUGGCUUGCUGGCUGAGCUCAUUCCAGUGACCUUUGUCCCCUCCUUGGCCCUCCCUGCCCCACCCCCAUGAUGGCCGAUGGCCGGCCCCCCUUUUGGGCUGAUCUGGCUGGUGGGCAGGAACCACUUCUCUCAUGGACUUGAUGCUUGAGCCCACAACAGUUUCUGUCUAGCACUUGGGGGACAUUGCGUAUGUGCACCUGCACCUUCUAUCUCCCGAGAGAAACAUGCUUUUAUGUCCUAUGAGGAGCUGCAGCUCCCAAGGUACCGUUUCCAGCUGAGGUGAACAAAACGCAGAUCAGGAACCAGUGUCAGGAAGGAGGGGCUUCAGAGCAGACAAGCCUGGUCCCCAAGGUCCCUGCCCACCCCCAGCCGCCAUCCCCCGAUUGCUUUAAUGGGUAGUUUUGCCAAAACCUCUCAAUGCUAAAAGGCUGCUGCUGUCUUCAAGGACUGUGCCCAUGUCCCUCAUGCCACCUUUGUUCUUUCCUCCUGGUUCCUUGGGGGAACAGGACCCACACUGGGCUCAGGGGCCUGAGGCAAGCAGUAGGUUGCAUCUUGGGGGCCCUUCUUGCCCAUGUGGGUGACUGCUGACCCACAGCCCGCUGCUCUGGUUCCGCUGCCAGAGCAGCCUGUCCCCUGGAAACAGAGUUGGCUUCUGCAUCCAGCUGCUUCCCCGGUCCCCUGGAAGGGCUGCAGCCCACCCAGCUUUGCAGUGGCUGCUAAUAAAGAUGGGAGCCAUCUGGG
Nycticebus coucang (slow loris) is the source of this 2392-nucleotide messenger RNA. It is a transcript of the gene SLC25A10, whose product is annotated as solute carrier family 25 member 10. Bases 663 to 1526 code for a protein of 287 amino acids. The transcript has 11 exons. The record is from RefSeq and is a predicted model, not a curated record. Gene Ontology annotation, biological process: mitochondrial transport; thiosulfate transport; succinate transmembrane transport. NCBI's taxonomy places the organism in Eukaryota, Metazoa, Chordata, Mammalia, Primates, Lorisidae. Gene Ontology annotation, cellular component: mitochondrial membrane. Gene Ontology annotation, molecular function: malate transmembrane transporter activity; sulfate transmembrane transporter activity; succinate transmembrane transporter activity.